UAGCUUUCGUCAUUGUUUAUACGUAUACUUUAUCGAACCCAGCACGAAAAGUACGUUUUUGAGCGAGUCCGACAAGCGUUGCGUCAAUUUUUGCUCGUUUGCGUAGAUGGGCAAAAGCAGGACGGAGAGUGGCGCUGGGCUUUCGGUUUCGGUUUCGGUUGUUUAAUGCCUGUCGUUUAAUACACUCCUCCACCACCAAUUCGUUGAGAUCCAUUCCGUCGGGGUUCUCUUUUAUCAUCUCUGGAUUGGAGGGACACGAAAAGAGUCGAUUUUUUGGAUUGAUCAGCCUCGUCCUCCGCUCUUCUUCCCGCCGGUUCAGCGGUAUAUCCAUGGAGGAGACAGAGGGUUUAAGAAAUGCUGUUGAGAUGGCUAGCUCAGUUUCUGACAAGCAUCUUUUGAGGCCAUCAGCUCGAUAUUAUUCAGGAUCCAAAGAUGCAUCAGACCAUCAAAGAGGCAAAUAUACCCUCAUCAGAGAUGCAGAGGAUUCCCAGCUAGGCAUCUAUGACAAACCUCUACCAUGCUUUGGGUGUGGGAUUGGAUGGUUUUCGUUCCUUUUGGGGUUCGCAUGCCCUUUGCUGUGGUACUAUGCUACAUUUCUCUAUUUUGGAAACUGCUACCGCAAGGAUCCUAGAGAACGAGCAGGCCUUGCUGCUUCUGCUAUUGCUGCGAUGGUAUGCUCGGCCGUGCUGCUCAUCAUCAUCACCUUUGUCAUGUUCACCAGGUGAAUGUUGAUCACCUCAAAGAGGAUCUGUUGAUCUCGGAAUGAAAAUACUCAAAAAAGGGAGAAUCUCAUUUACGUGUACAUAAUUGUUUAACGGCCACAACGUGAGAGCGAGGAAUUGGAACUCUGAGACUUUGUUCCAGCGAUUGGAAAGAUUUGACGGUGCCAAAAGUGAUGCCGUGAACUCACAUUUGUAGCGCUGUGAGAACAGUACAUACCGAGGGAUCUCAGCCAGACAAUACUGAUAGAACUAUAAUAUUGUCAUUGCCUUCUCUUCUACUUCUCUGUUACCUUGUUGUGGCUUGGUUGGAGUCAUGGCAAGCAUGCACAAGGACGUGGACUGACAGAUUGGUUGAUUCCGGUCGUGUUGUAUUUUACGUGUGCUAUGGUCUGUUAAUAACAUUAUCUUGGAAAGUAUAGGAAAUAUCGUUUAAUAUGCAGUUUUGACUAUUUUUAGUUGGUUAAAACUCGAA
Eucalyptus grandis is the source of this 1194-nucleotide messenger RNA. RefSeq lists its product as uncharacterized. NCBI's taxonomy places the organism in Eukaryota, Viridiplantae, Streptophyta, Magnoliopsida, Myrtales, Myrtaceae. Bases 330 to 725 code for a protein of 131 amino acids. The record is from RefSeq and is a predicted model, not a curated record. The transcript is spliced from 5 exons.